ACCGUCAAGACGAAAACAAUUUAGGAACCGAAGUGCGAGCAGUUGUCCGCGGUCAGUAUGUGAAAACACAGAGGCGCCUACAACUCCUGAGCUUCUGCCGUUUGUUUCUGUUUUGCUUUGCGGUUUUAUUUCCCCCCGUUCCCGUUUGAAAGCUGUCGGUGGGUCUGGGAAGCGGACGCGCACUUUCUUCAACCUGACUCGUUCUGCCUGACCUUCAGAGCGGCAGCUAGACAUGUAGCGAGCAGCAUAAACACGGUGUGCACCUCUUCGUGAACUCUUUUCCUCUAAAACAGAUACCUCUACCUCUCGGGCUGGACUGUGGUGCAUUAACGUCGGGUCGCCCUCCCCUGCCGCCUCGGCCCCCAGCGAUGGCCUCACGCAUCGGGCUGCGAAUGCAGCUGAUGCGAGACCAGCUGCAGCAGGAGGAGCAGCGUGAGCGGCAGCAGCAGCAGCAGAAUGUGGCGAUGCAAUACAUGCAGCAACGCAUGGCCGGGUCUCCUGCACCUACGCCAGCUAUCAGCACUCCGCAGCAGUACCAAAGCAUGCAGGUUCCUGUGGAGGUUCUGAAGGUGCAAACCCACCUUGAAAAUCCAACAGACUAUCACAUCCGUCAGUCACGGAGACAACAAGUGAAAGAAUAUCUGUCAACCACCUAUGCUAACAAACAGACGGUUCACGCAGUGGCAGGGAUUAUGCCACCGUCUCCUCCCACAAACAUGGGGCCUGCGGGGGGUUCGGCAUCCGCACCUCCACCGCUCCACUCCCCACACAUGCGUAAGGAGCAGCUCAUGUCUGGCAACAGUGCCCCCAACAGCCCCAUGGCCAUGCUCAACAUUGGCUCUAGCCAAGAGAAGGAGAUGGAGGAGGUUAUUGAUGACAUUAUAAGUAUGCAGUCCAGUUACGACGACAUUCAAGGAUACAUGGACCCUGUUCAGAUGCCAAACACACUCCCGCUUUCCAGCAGCCACCUAGACGUCUACACAGGUCCUGGGAUGAAGGCGCCGACUAUCGGAAUGACAAGCAACUCCUGUCCCGCCAACCUGACCAUCAAGCGGGAACUGUCAGACACAGAAGCCCGUGCGCUGGCUAAGGAGAGACAAAAGAAAGACAACCACAAUCUAAUUGAAAGGAGGAGAAGAUUCAACAUUAAUGAUCGAAUCAAAGAGCUGGGCACCAUGAUUCCCAAAACCAACGACCUUGAUGUACGUUGGAACAAAGGUACUAUAUUGCGCGCAUCUGUAGAUUAUAUCAAACGCAUGCAGAAAGAUGUGCAGAGAUCCAGAGAGGUGGAAAAUAACUUCAAAAGGAUGGAGGUGGCCAACAAACAGCUUUUGCUACGUAUUCAGGAGCUGGAGAUGCAAGCUCGACUACAUGGCCUGCCAAGCACCUCCCCAUCUGCGCUAAACCCCGGUGAAAUGAUGCCUUCUUACAUAAAACAAGAGACCAGCCCAGAGCAGAACUUUUCUCAUGCCCAGGCACAAGCCCUCCACCAGUCCCAGCACAUACCCCACAACCAGGCUCAGCCCCAGCAGCACCACUUCCUCCCCCAGACCCACCUCCAUCCUCAGAGCCAGCUCCAGCCUCAGGCCCGGCAGCUGCCACCGCUCCCACAGCAUCUGCCGCCCCAGCAGCCCAUCCAGUACCCAGCCGUGGGCAGCUCCCAGCCCUUUGACUUUGUUCAGUCACUGGACCUGUGCGAUGGGAUUCACGGAUUCUCAGACGGCAUGUCGGGGCUGGGUGACCUAGGCGGACUGGACGUCCAAGGGAGGAGAGGCGAGCUGGGCUUCUUGAUGAUGGACGAGCCUUUGUCCCCCAUGGGUGGAGACCCGCUGCUGUCUGCCAUGUCCCCCGAGGCGUCUGUCGACUCUAGCCGCAGAUCCAGCUUUAGCAUAGAGGAUGGAGACAUCAUGUAGAAAUGUAGCGUGGUUGCAGUAAAACUGUAAACAGCAUCAAACAAAAUAAGAAAACCCCAAAAAUACACACAAUACACAAAAAAGAAUCAAUCAAUAUUCACCAGGUCCCAAAAUCACACACUUUGUGGUACAGUUAUCUCUCUUUAACGGUACAGUCCAAACCAGAGGGUACUCCAGUCUCACAGAAGUUGUUAGUCAGAGCCGGCCCAAGGCAAAAACAAACUCAGCUGUUGCUUGGGGCCUCCAGGCCGUUUAAGUAUAUGGAUUCUUAAACGGAAUAUUGAUCUCAAAUCCUCAAAAUGUUCUUGACUCAUUUAGAAAGUCAAGAAACUCGACAUGUGCACUAUUUGUUAUAAUUUAUUCAUAGUUGCAUCAUUAUGUUAUUGAUCUCAAUUUAAUGUCAGUAGUUAAAUGCUGCUAGCUGCUGCUUAUGUCUGUGCCAGAGUCACAUUUUAAGGACAAUAUCACUAUUUAAUACAUAAAUUACAAUUAUGCCUCUUUAGUCAUCAAGAGCCAAAAGUGCCACAAUUCAAUAUGGCAAUAAGUUGCACCAUAUAAUAGAUCAUUUAAGUAAAACAAAAUAAAUCAUAUGAAUUAAUUAAAUAUCAAAACAAUUUAGAAACAACGGUAUUUUAAAGUUUGUAUACAUUUUAUGUCAAAAGCAUAUAUAAUGCAAGUAUUUAUUUUAUUCCAUUUUACUUUGAGGCAGCACGUGGAAAUUAUAUUUAUCCGUUACCUCUGGCAUCCAAGAUUUUACUUAACUCACAUGCCUCUAUUGGAACUAUUUAAGGUGAAUUGGAGUGGGGUCCAAAUCAGACCAAAGACUACUUUGGGCCGGCUCUGUUUAGAUUAAAUACUUUUGCACACACACUCAAGUGCCUGCAAGUUGAUCUGCAUGGCUCGAAGCUUUACCUGCCAGGCUGAGCAUUUCCAGUAUUGAACCAACACACAGAUCACUUGUGCAGCACAUUUAGCCUUAUUUCCAGCAGGGUGACUCUGAAUCCUAUCUCAGCAGAGGACAACACCAGCAGUUAAUUAGAUUGACGGUAUCGGAUGCGAGAGCAAAUGGGGGCAUUGUCUCACGUGAACGUCAUUUGCCCCCUUCCCCCCCGCACACCUCUUUUAAUAACCGUAAACGAUUCGGUGUAUGAUAGCUAAUAAAAUGGAAAUAGCUUUAUGGCCCUGCAUACAUAAUUCAUUCUGAAGGGGAUACAGUCUUCUGACAUAGCUGCUCUCCUCACUUUGCUUUUCCACAUUUUGCUUUGGCCACACUUGUUAGGUGUUGAUAAAGAUCUGAGUUGGCCUGAUAAAUUGGAGGGAUCUCUGGAGGAGUUCACAUCUUAUGAUUCAGUUAAAAACCUUACUCAGUGGGUGGGUGGAAGAAGUCUUCAAUAAACUCUUGGUCCUGCAUGCUUUCAGCACAGCUUGCUAAAGUGAGUGGCUGCCAUUAGUACGUUUACCUGCUGUUUUGAUUUGACUUGAAACAUAUCCUAAAGCAGUUUCAGUUAAUUGUGUACAGAUGAAACUUACAGCUUCAUAAAACAUAAAAUUUUAUGUGCAGUGUUUCAAAUCCUUUCUUUUUUUUCUUUUUUUCUUUUAACUGACUGCACAUCUUGCUUGAGGUGCAAACGCCAUAAUCACAGACGGUGUAACGAUGACCAUUAUAGGGAGCAAAGUCCAGUCAAGGACUUGAUGGAAAACCUGAUUAAAAUUCUUGGGAGAGGAUCCAGUUAGGACCUUCACUCAGACACUGUCAAGUUAUGUGGAGUGAAGUAAUGAAAUUCUUUGGAUGAUCUGAAAGACUUAACAUUAAUUUAUGGGAAAUUUGUCAAAAAUACUCAGGUGUUGUAACAAAAUGCAAAAAAAAAAAAAAAAAAAAAAAAAAAGCAGCAUUUGUUUUGAUCACUCAGUUGUGUCUGAGCCAUGAUCCACAUCCAUGUGUGCCUUUUCAUUUACUCUUCUGCCUCUUUUUACAGCAUGUUUUUAUACAUUUUGGGCCAUACACAGCUAAGAUUUUAUAAUCGUAUUCAACCAGGCCUUUCUUCUGUCUGCUUCAGCUGAACUAUGCAAUUUGCAGGGGAUAAACAUAAUUUUAUGUAUGGACUUUUUAAGGGUUUGUGAAUGAGAUCCACAAGAAAGGCAGGUAAAGUUAGGCUUUAAUGAAGGAGGAAUAUGAAAGUUUGGUCUUGCCUCUGUAACAGUUUUGUAAGCACAGAAUCAGAACAUACAGUUAGGGCCAGAAAUAUUUGGACAGUAACACAAUAUUUGUGAGUUGGGCUCUGCAUGUCACCGCAUUGGAUUUGAAAUGAAACCUCUACAACAGAAUUCAAGUGCAGAUUGUAACGUUUAAUUUAAAGGGUUGAACAAAAAUAUCUGAUAGAAAAUGUAGGAAUUGUACACAUUUGUUUACAAACACUCCACAUUUUAGGAGCUCAAAAGUAAUUGGACAUAUAAACAUAACCCAA
Poeciliopsis prolifica (blackstripe livebearer) is the source of this 4378-nucleotide messenger RNA. RefSeq names its product transcription factor EB (gene tfeb). NCBI's taxonomy places the organism in Eukaryota, Metazoa, Chordata, Actinopteri, Cyprinodontiformes, Poeciliidae. Gene Ontology annotation, cellular component: nucleus. The record is from RefSeq and is a predicted model, not a curated record. Gene Ontology annotation, molecular function: protein dimerization activity; RNA polymerase II cis-regulatory region sequence-specific DNA binding; DNA-binding transcription factor activity, RNA polymerase II-specific. The coding region runs from base 369 to 1913 and encodes 514 amino acids. Gene Ontology annotation, biological process: positive regulation of DNA-templated transcription; regulation of transcription by RNA polymerase II; humoral immune response. The transcript is spliced from 12 exons.